ACCAUCCUCAAUACCAGAGUUCAAUGGAACUUCCUGUACCACUAUAUUACAAAGGCACUAUAACUCUCAGACCGGGCAACCCAUCACUAGCCCUGUAGAUUCGUCGUCACAGUCAAUCUCAGCAUCUGGCCCAGACUCAAUAUCUUUUCUCAUCCGAAAGACCCAAGAUCUGGACACGGGUAUUCCGACCUCAAUCCUCCCCCAACGCCAUCUUCGCCUCCACCCGAGGACGCUUUGUCUCUUCCUACGACCCUUUCAGGUCCACCUGCAUGCGCUUACCAACCAGAUCCUCAACAGUCAUAUGCAGUCCCUCCAUUCCACACACAUGCCUUCGUAGCCGCGCUCGAGAAGUCCUUCCCCACACCCACAGCGCGAAGUCUGAUGAGGGCCACGCGUGCUUUGCUCGUGGACAGAAUAGAUCGCGUAAGGCGGGAAGGCCUCACGGUCAAAGAUUUGGAUAAUCAAGCAUAUUUAUUCCGUGCAGCGCUUUCUGAGCUUCGCGCAGAGCAAACCGCAAGAUCUCGUAAUGAAAGCGCGACAAUACGCUCUGCCACAGCUGCGUUGCGCCGAGAAGUCGAUCGUUUGGAUGUCAAGAUGAAAGAAGACCUUGGUAGCUUGAAACAUGACAUACAAAUGGAGCUUGACACUCGCAAGAAUGAGUCAAAGGCACAGCUGAAACAACAGACAAUCGCAAUUGAGGAAGUCCUGAAUAAGGCGAUCAUAACGCUCAGUGACCUCCGCGCAAACAUGGAAGAGGUAAAAUGGAAUAACAUGCGUCAAGCUGUUGCUGCACUGGGCGCUUUUGUUCUAUCAAUUGUUAUCGGCAUGGAACUGUAUACAUUCAGACAACCGAAGCCGCCGCCGCCCCCGGCUGUGUUGAAGGAAAGAUCACCUCCAAAUGGUGAGGCGGUGUCUCAGGUGUCAUAGCACACAGCUCCAAGGCGCAGGCUUUACCGCAUCACUCCUGGGCCUUAGGCCUUAUCGCUCACACGGACGUGCAGAUAAGUCGCUAUCAUACACCCACAUUCAUCUAUACCGUCUACAGCUUGGACAUUUACAUAGAGAAA
Messenger RNA from Suillus fuscotomentosus, 1067 nucleotides. RefSeq lists its product as uncharacterized. Gene Ontology annotation, cellular component: mitochondrion. The record is from RefSeq and is a predicted model, not a curated record. NCBI's taxonomy places the organism in Eukaryota, Fungi, Basidiomycota, Agaricomycetes, Boletales, Suillaceae. The coding region runs from base 382 to 927 and encodes 181 amino acids. The transcript has 5 exons.